CACAUGGGAGACAGACAGAAAAGUAAUAUUCGAAACAGAUUAAAAGUGGAUACUCUGUUUCACAACAUUUUUUUCUUUUUUCUUCUUUUUAACUUGUCGGAUCUUUCAAGUUUCAACUGCGCAGUCCAUCAAGUUCUUUCUUCUCAAUUUCUAAAUCCAAAAGAGAAAGAUACACAGGAGGGGGAAGAUGCAACGAGGAAAGGAAAUUGGAUUUCUCCUUUUUCUCUCUCUGAAUCUGACUAUCUUCUCUCCAUCUAUUUCUCAUCCCAAUCCUUCAACCUUCUGUGGUAAAAUCCCAAUUCAAUCACCUUUUUCUCUCCAGAAUUUAGUGGAAUCUUCUCCUCUACACCGACUGCUGCUCUGCACAUCCGAAAAGCUCUACUUUAGGACAUCCAUAGGUCUUUUCCUGAUUUCCUCCAUUGAUUACAGAACUAAAACCUUAACCAUUUCUCACUCUUCUUGUUCACGAACACUCCACUUCGUCUCUCCUUCUCUUCUCUCAGCUGGUUUCCCUUCUCCCCCACAACCCAACUCACUUCUUCUCUUCAACUGCUCUAGACGCACAGAACUAACAAAUCCGCUUCCUUCUUUUCUCAAAAACUGCACUCAUUCCUCCGAUUGCAGAGCUAUUUCUGAAACUCAAGAACAAGAAAAGGAAUAUUCUUCCUGUUUCUUCGUUGAUGAUUCAGAAAAACUAGAAGUGGGCUUUGAUCCAAGAGAUUGGAACUGCUCACACUACAACAGAGUGUACAAGGGUAAUUCUUUGGACGAAGGAUUUGAGAUGGGAACAAGGAUUUCUUUCGAGAUUCCAAACCAUGUACCCAAUAUCUGUGAUGAGUGUGCAAAGCCCCAUGGCAACUGUGGUGUUGGGUUGAGGUGCAUCUGCCAUGCAAAUGAGUGUAAAGAUAAAGUAUUUUCCAAAGCUGCAUCUAUAAACCCUUCUGGUAAUAUCCUCUUCUCUUUGUUUUUUUUGGUCCUUGUGAUUGUAUCCUUCAUGAGUUCUUGAUGUUGAGACUAAGAGAGGCUCCAGCUUUCUAACUAUGAAGUAACAGAGAUGCGUAUAAUUGACUGGCUUGUUUGGUAGUGGAGGAAUUAAUGAAAUCUCCAUAGUUUUCUAUGGGUAAGUACUAUCUAUUAAGAUUAUCAUCCUGGAUAAUCUUGAGUUAAAACUUGAGGCAGAAGUUGUAUUCUAAGAUUAUGAUUUUUUUCA
Molecule: messenger RNA, 1210 nt
Organism: Macadamia integrifolia
Lineage: Eukaryota; Viridiplantae; Streptophyta; Magnoliopsida; Proteales; Proteaceae
Exons: 2
Coding region: 188-1006 (272 amino acids)
Source: RefSeq, a predicted model, not a curated record